GCGAUGUGAUCCUGACUGAGGUGAAGUAAUUCACCGAGAGGACUGGGCGUUACCAGCGGUUAUAAAUACAGGAGCCGGUGUAAGUUUUGUUUCUGAUCGCCGCAACUACGAAGAAGUGGAUGCAUCUCUAACCGCCAUGACUGAGGUAAAGUGAUAUUGUUUGUUACUUUCCCGUAUUAUUCACUGUUUAGCAGCAUUUAGCUAAUCAAUAUGGCCUGUCAUUUCCAAAGAAGGAGAAAAUGUAGGGAAAUUUAGCCUAGCUGUAAAUUCAACCUGUUUGGACGUGUUGGAUAUUGUGUUUGCCUCUACUGUCUCAUGUUUUUUUUUUUCAUGAUUUCCUUAAUUGAUUCGAUGUACAUUUUCCUCUUUCGGAUUUCAACUAGUCCACCAGAUGGGAACUUUUCUAAACUUUUACUGUUAAGAGUUUUGGAGUCUUUUUGUAAACGUAUCUAUCAAUUGGUGUAAUUUUUCUCUAAAAAGGUUACCUUGGACUACAAUGAACUAUGGCCAGUGCUCAAUAUAAUAGAACAUGUUUCCCCCUUGUCUUAUUAAAUUUCAUUUUUUAACAAAACCAAAAAGCAAUCUAAUUCCCUCGGAUCUACUUCAGACUAAGGCAGUGGCCUUGUUUCCAGAUGAAGAUACAGGACAGAUGGUUUGAUUGGCCUGAGGAGUUUAGAGAGCAUAUUACAGUCUUUGUGAGCUUCCUUAUACUUGUAAUGUUGAUCAUAUUGAAAAACCCUCACUCUACAGCUCUGAGGGGAGGAAGUUCACCUCAUCCUGUGGGACCUCAAAGGCUACUAACAGGUUCUGGUCAGACUCCUUAACUUUGGUGGCACGACAUGCACCCAGGUGUGGAUCUAAGGGGUGGCCUUACUAUCUGAUAAACCACUUUAUCAGCCACCUUUAGAAUAGAGGCGGGACAUGUGUUAUAGUAAGCUAUUUCAGCUGUGUUGCAAAUUAACCAUGGACCAGCAUGGGAUUGUGAUGAUAGAAUACUUGGAGCAUACAAUAAACUUUAAAGCUACUAUCAGUGGUUUUGGGACCAUGACUUGUCAAACCAUGGCAUACCUGGAAACUGGUAUAACCAGUUACAACAAGCUGCCAGUGGCUUCUGGUAUUUUGCUGUGGCACUUCUUUAUUUGGUACUAUUGAAUUUGACUUUAGACAUUAUCUUCUUAAAGAUUUGACACUUUUAAGAAGAUUAGUUAUACAGGAAUGUAACACCUUGUGGACACUAAAAAAAUAAUUGUCAAUGUAGUCAGUCUAGAUAGAAUGGAUUACUAUGUUCAUUUAUGUGUGAAGACUUGAAUGAUGCACGAUGCCAACCCUGCAAUAGAGCCCAAGUUUGGCUACUCCAGCCUAAAAAGCGUGGCUCCACCCUUGCUGUACCAUCACCAUGUUCCUUAAAAGGAUAUUCCGGUGUAAAAUUAAGUUAAGCUGAGCACUCAGUUGAUGUCUGACCGGCGCGUCAGAGCGCAGCAGAAAACGCUUUAUGUGUGAACAGCCAAGCGCGCGCGUCGGCCUCCUGUGUGAACCAGGCGUUAGACACCCUGUCAAGAGAUUAAUGUUGCUGACCGCUUGCUUCUCUAGUUAUACCAACUUUACUAACGACCUCACGACAGCAAUACACAGCAGUCUCAGAAGCCACGUGCUCAACCAAAAAGCCACUCUAUAGCCACAAAUAAUGCUCAGAACAGCACCUAACUUCAUCAACAGUACAUAUAGGGUCCCAGCCAUAGUACUAGCCACUGAACAGAUUUUUAGCUUUGCCUAAUUUCUUUAGCAAAGAGACUUAACACAACUCACCUACUCUCCUCCAGCAGCUGCUUGGUUGUACGGAGACCUCACACGAGUCCAUCACCAACUGCAGCAGGGUGACGCAGCUCAAGGACGAAUAUUUAUGAUCAUUACAUUAUCAUUUCCUUGAAGUAAUAAUCAUAAUAAUAAUUAUUUUUUUCCACUGCAGACGCAGUAGUUCUUCUGCCUUAGCAUCUCGGUCUGAUUACAUUUCCAUGAAAAUUGAUCAUAAAUGUUAUUCCUUGAGCUGCGUCACCUCACUGUAGUCCGUAAUGGACUCAUCCCUGGAGGUCUCUGGACGAACAAGCAGCUGCUGGAAGAGAGUAGGUGAGUUGUGUUUGGUCUCUUUGCUAAAGAAACCAGGCAAAGCUAAAAAUAUGUUUGGCGGCUAAUGCUGUGGCUGGGACCCUAUAUGUCCUGUUGAUGAAGUUAGGUGCUGUUCUGAGCCAUAGACUGUAUAUAGAAUGGACAGCGUCUGCCUCCUUUCUGGAUGAAGCCACUCUGAGAAAACUGAGGGCAGUUUACAUACAGUACAUAAAUUUUUCUCCCCCUUGAUUGCGAUGUUGACAUGAAGUUACAGUAAGACUGGUUUGUGCUCAAGUGCUCUUUUUUCUGUACGGCUCUGUUUUUUAAAGUUAUUAGGGGGUUCAUGUUUUCUUUGAUUGACAAAAUUCGCCAAUACUAAUGAGCAUCUUAUCUAUGAGAUAAAAUAAAGUGUAUGUUUGGAGUCCCUCAGCCUCAAGGCUUUGAGUUUGUCACAAUUUAAAGUUUUUUCUCCAAUGUUUUUGGAAUUUUCUUUUCUUUAGAGCCAGGAAGGAUGAGCUCCAAGACAAAGAAAAAAUCCCGGUAAGAUGAUUUUCUCCUUUUUUACUAAAAGACUCCCUGUGUGUUGAUUUCCAUUUUAACUUUAUGCUAUCUGACCCUCUCACAUUGUUUAGGACGUCCUUCGGGGCAACGGCACCGCCCUUCAUUGACUACCUGAAAGAUAUUCUGCGUCGAUAUCCAGAUGGUGGACAGAUUUUGAAGGUCAGUGUCAUGAUCUGAAAAAUACUGAUGAUUACUCACUAUACUAUACUUCAUAUGCUUUUGUAUAUUGUGUACAUUCUACAGAACUACAAAAACCCAGAGGCACCGAAUUUAGAAAAUGUCUUGUCAUCUGAAAUCUUGAAAAUGGUUCCUGGUACGUGUUAGAGCAGGCAAAACAUUAAAUUUUCAAAAGUUCUUCACACAAACUGUAAAUAAGGCUGGAAAUUAUUUUAAUGUUUCUUUUGUUUGUUUGUUUUUGAGGAUGAUAUCUAGGGAUAAAAGAUAUGUAACAUUUGUUUUUUUAAAAAUUUGUCACUCAUUUGUGUUUUUUUUUUUUUUUUUUUUUUUAUGUUAUACUGAUUUUGGCCACUAGAGGGUGAGGUGUACCACUGCCCAUGAGAUGACUACAGAUGGAUCCAUCAGUGUUUUCCUUCUCCCCCUUGUUAGACUUUGUAUGAUUUAUGCUUUUGUGGUACACCCAUUAUGGAUCUGUAACAAGAUGCUUUUGUAUAAAUGUAGUUGAAUUCAAAAACACAGGUUGUUUUUUGAUUGUUUUUGUUUUUGGACAUGGAUCAAAAAAAAAAGGAAAAAAAAAGCCCAGUGAUAUUUUUUUGACACGUGAAAAACACACGAGAUAAUACCUCACAGUGAACUUAUCUAUUAACUUGAAAGCUUUAGUUGUGUAUAUACACUGGGUGGGCGUGAUAUUUAUCUUCUGGCUUUUGAGCUACAUUCAUGGUUGUUGUUUUUAAUUUUCAACAGGAGCUUAUUCAAAAUGCAGAUGAUGCCAAAGCCACAAAAGUGGUUUUCAUCCAUGAUGAGAGGAGCUAUGGGACAGACAGCCUUUGUACCGAAGGGUUGGGAGAAUACCAAGGUAUGAAAAACGUUAAAAGAAAAGCAGUGUAUGAGCACGGUUUUCAACUUCAAUCAAAUGCGUUUUCAGCAAAAAUAAUGGUACUAAAGAGGACAAUUGUCAAAGUUUUUGUCUCAUUACCAAGUGAAAACAGUUUUUUUCCUGACAAUAAGAGACCAUUGGGGUGACCAAAUACACCCACUGGCCACUUUAUUAGGUACACCUUGCUAGUAUCAGGUUACACCCUCUGACUACACCCCCAAAGCGGCCAGUGAGUGUAUAGGUCAUUUGAUUAUCAAGGCCGUAACAGUUUCAAUAACCCACAGUCUAUUGGUUGGUGGCUCUGGUAUAGGGAGUUAUUGCUGAGGGUGUUUUCAUUUUUCAUCAUACAUCUCAUUCACCAUAACAAAUUUUUUAGUUGUGUGUCUGUUAAUAAUUUGAUUCUUGCUCAGUGUUGUAUACUGAGAAAGGGGCAGUCAUCCACUUAUAUCACCCGGUCAACUGAAGCUUGUCUAAAAUGUACACAUAAACAUACUAACUGAUGUGUCCACUAGAUGUCUCAUGCACUUUCUGUAGCUCAUUUAUGUCUCUUCACUCUUAAAGGUCCUGCUCUGUAUGCCUACAAUGAUGCAGCAUUCAGUGAUGACGACUGGGAGGGGAUUCAGAGGGCAGGGAGGAGUGUGAAGCGUGAUGACCCAAACAAAGUUGGACGGUUUGGGAUUGGUUUCAACUCCAUUUACCACAUAACAGGUAAAACUAAUUAAAAAAAAUACAUAUCCAGCAGUUUCUGUUAAUCCUUUGGUCUUUAGAGAACAUGUUUGGGGAAUACAUGGGAAAAUAUCUGUUUCAAUUUUGCAGAUGUGCCAAGCAUAUUCAGUUCAGAGUACCUUGGCUUCAUGGACCCUCAAGAAAAAAUAUUUGGAGAGAAGAAUGGUGGUUUCCGUUGGUCUUUGGAUGAUGAAGAGCACCAAGAAGCCCUUGUGACCAUACGUGAUCAGUUUCAACCUCAUCGAGAUAUAGUUUCCUUUGUCAGUGGACAAGAAUGGUCAAAAGUCAUCAAAGAGGAUCAGUACUUUGAAGGAACUGUUUUCAGGUUCCCAUUGCGCAACAAAGCAUCAGAGAUUUCAGACAAUCUGUACGACUCCAAGAAGGUGGUUGAGCUUUUCGAUAGCUUCAUCGUAGAUGCAGAAUUAAGCCUCCUCUUCUUGAAAAAUGUGACCUCAGUUUCUUUGGUGCACAUCACUGAACAUGGCACUGCAAACACCAGACUUGAAGUAAAAUCCUCAGUCCCCUCAGGUGUCAGUUUAGAGUCAGAAGACAAGUCAGUUGUUCAAAGUUUGACGAGGUUCAAACUUAUCACCGUCAACUCAGAAGAACACAAAGAAUCCAAAUGGCUGCUGACGACAUGCACCAUGAAAGACGGCAAUGUAGAAGAUCUCGAUUCUCUUGCAGAAAAGUUGAAAUUUUUUCCCCAAGUGGACCUGGCAUUCCCUUGUGGUGAGAAGAGGGACAGUUGUGAGAGCAGACUGAGUUGCUUUCUACCUCUUCCAAACAAUGAAUCCAACAAGACAGGACUCCCAGUUUAUAUCAACGCCUGCUUUGGCCUCACAGACAACAGAAGACACAUCAAGUGGCAAGAGGAAGACCAGAAACAUGAUGAACAUGCUGUGUGGAAUGAGCUGCUGAUGAAGGAGGUGCUCCCAGAGGCAUAUGUCAUGAUGAUCCAGGAUGCUAUCAGACUUGCUCAGAAAUCUACCCUGCCUGUUUCUUCCGUGUACAGGCUGUGGCCUGAUAUUGCAGAGAUAAAGCACCGUGAAAAAUGGUAUGCAGUUGCACUGGAUGUUCUUCGUCACUUAUUCCAAGAGAAUGUGGCCCUCUUGUCUCUAGCCAAAGACGAAAAAAAGUUCAUCACCCCAUCAGAAGCCGUGUUCCCCUGUAAUGGUCCAACAAGCUCUGACACACUGGAAGCUAUUAGGAAAACACUAGUAUCCUGUGGGGAGAAUCUUGUCACAUUGCCCACCAAUGUUGCAAAAGCAAUUAAUGAGGCAUACCCACACCUGAGCACACUCAAACACGUGACCCCAACUUUACUAAGGAAUGUACUCCGCAGAUUUGGUGUGCACACCAUCGCCAAAGAGGACAAAUUCUGCCUUUUGGAGUUCGUGUUGAGUGACGGAAACUACAGGGAGCUUGCAGGUCUUGAGUUGCUCCCCCUCAGUGAUGGUACUUUCAGAUGUUUCACUGAAAAAGAGGAAGAUGUCGCUUUGGUUGACAGCAGUUCGUUUCCAAGGUAGGGUUUUCAUUUUUUAUCCUUUUGAUUUCUGCUAAACCUUUGUCUGUUUCUUAUUGUGUUUUUAUUUUUUUUAUUUAACUGUGAACAUGUAUUGUUUUAUUUGGUUUCUGCUGUGUGGUUUUGUUAACCUUGUCAACGUCACUAGAUGAUUGACAGCUUCCUUAGGAUUAUUGAUAUUAAUUCUGUAGAUGUAGUCACCGGUGGGUUUCACAAGCUGUUCAAGUAAACGAUUAAUGUUGUUCCAAUUUUGAUGCACACCCUUUUGCUAAGUAAGUAGAGCCUCAAACUGUCUUGAAUUAAAAUGUUAAUAAUCUCCUGGAAACAGUGUUGUAGUGAACACAUUUGUUGGUUUUAGUCAUCUCUCAGAAAUUUUACAAACCAAAGACAGUGCUAUAGAUCGAGUAUAGCGUUCUGAAAUGACUGUAUUAUAAUCAAACAAGUUUUAUCCAUAACUCCAUAUUCAAUGUGAUUUUUUGGACUCCAUACUUAAUUUCCUAACACAAAUGACAAAUGUUUCUGUGCUUAAGUGAGUUCUGUAAGGCUAUCAUUUUGCCAGUUUAUGUAUGGAUGUUUGAAUUUGGUUUGUACUGGCCAACACUCGCUUGUCAUUUCAAGAAUUUUGUAAUAGAUUAGUUUUUUUAAUGGUUUACAUUAAAACUGUGUCUGUUCUGGUGCUUGAGUGUUGCAAAAACUGUAUCAAAUGUAGUUUUUUUAUGCUUGCACAACUUACCAGUUUCUUUUUUUGUGCAGAGCCCUGCUGCCGUGCUGCAAGAAUCUCUUCAUCCCUGAAGAUCUCAGUCCAGCUUGCAGAGACCACUUGAGAGAACUGGCCAAGAAAAGUAAGGCUUGUACAAUAUGGAAGAUAGUCAGUAUAGAUUAAAUUUAUGUUCUGGUUUCACAUAUCCAUAAAGUUGAUGAUUAAUGCUUUUAUUUUCACAAAUCUCUUUCAGAGUUCUUCAAAGUCAUCAAUGUUGAUGCAAACAAGGUGGCUGAAUAUAUGAGGAGCUAUUUGCCACCUGACUGGAAACAGAAGAGAGCAGGGCUUGUUACCUGGGACCCCAGCAGCAGUCAUCAUCCACCUUUAGACUGGCUCCAAGAAUUCUGGAAUUUUCUUAACGCUCACUUCACAGAGUCAAGUAAUUUCACUGACAUGCCCUUAAUACCGGUUAGUCCCUUGUGUUAUGGUCAGCCUGUAUUUCUUGCGAGACUAAAGCAAAACACAACCCUCAUUUUUGAGAGAAACAAACACAUGAAUUUGCCAGAACAGAUAGCUCAGUUGGUGAACAAAGUUGGUGGCACAGUGGUAAAAGGGAAUGAGUGGCUCAAACAUGAAGAUCUGGACUCAUAUGUACUGAGCCCGUCCCCAAAGAGUGUCAUGACGGCCAUGGUGAAUUUGGAUUCUCAGGUACUCAUCAAGGAACUAGAGACAGCCUCUCAUGAAGCAAAAGAAGAGCUGAAAGACUAUCUGUCUCGUCUGGAUUCUCUCUCAGUCAGCGAGAAAGAUCUACUUUCACAGCUGCCUCUGUUUCAAACUAUGGAGGGACGCUGUGUUGCAGCCCGAUCCAAACAGGCUGUGCUUCUUAUUUCUGGUCUGACAAUACCAACUGAGUUCCCCAUGCCCGAUUCAGUUGUAAAGUGUGCAACUGAAGCUGAUCGCAGACUGUUUCAGCUGCUCAAAACCAGUCUAUUAGACACAGCCGAGGCAACAAAUCUUCUCAUUGACAGUAUUGAGAGGGGACCCUGCAGAAAAGAAGAAACACAGAAAAUCAUGGCCUGGGUUUUGCAGCAUGGUGAUAUCCUUUUCUCUCAGAAUCAGACCUUGAAGAGAAGAUGCAAGGACUUGAACUUCAUUGAAGUGAAUGGAGCCCUGAAAAAGACCUCAAGCUUUUUAGAUCCAAGGAUUCAAACUUUCAAGGAACUCUUUGAUUCAGACUUCUUCCCACCACCUUUCUAUACUCACACGCUGCAGAUGCUCAAAAGUCUAACAGAUCUUGGAUUGCUAACUAAAGAAGCAGACUUGUCACCUGAUCACUUGAUUCAUGCUGCCAAACUGAUUGAGAAACAGCAGGUCAAUUCCCAAGCAGAGGCUCUCAGAAAAGCUCAGGUCCUCUUGAAGAUGCUGGAUACCAAUAACCUACUUUCAAAGUUUUCCCAAGAACAACUUAACUGCCUCAAAAUGCUCAAAUGGGUACCAGGCACAAAACCUGAUGAUGACAGAAACAACUACAAUGACAAAUCCCUCAGAAGUUGUUUCUUCUGUCCAGAUGAAAUGAGACAUUCUAUGUAUGAGGACAUUGUUGGACUUGUAAUGCCUCUAGUGAGAGAGUUCAGCGACAGAGUAAGCAGCAUAUUCGGACUGAAACGUCUCCCCCCACCUGGAAAGGUAUUGGAGAAUUUGAAGGUCUUGACAUCGAAAGCAGAGACAAUGGAUGAUCCUGACACAAACGUGGAUUUCAAAAAAAAGCUGCACAGCAUUUACAAACACAUGCAAGACCACUUAUCAGAAUUUACAAAGAUAAUGAACAAGGACACAUGCUGGCUUUGGUGCCGCAACCAGUUUGUCUCACCUCAGGAUCUGGUUCUGGACUACCCAGCUAAUCUAGAUUUGAGCUCUUACAUGGGGAAGGUGCCAAGUGAAUUCCUGCCCUACAAGAAGUUGCUCCAGCAGUUUGGACUAAAAACAUUUCUUUCAGAUGAAGAAAUUGUCGGCAUUCUUCAUUCAAUCCAGCAAACAACUGAAGGGAGGCAACAGCCCCUUGCAAGUUCCUCUGAAGUAAAAGUGACAAUAGAAAUUCUUAACUGGCUUUGGAGAGAGAAGAAGACUAUUGUCGAUGACAUCCCAGUGCCAGUCUUGACAGAGGGUGAACAAUACACUCUCAAGUCCUCAUCAGCAGCUGUCUUCUGUGAUGUAAGUAAACAUGGGUUGAAAGAUCUUCAGCACAGCCAGGAAGGAAUUUAUGUAAUUCAUGAGGAAAUCCCAAAAGCAACAGCAGAAUGGCUGAACAUCCGAUUUCUCAGUUCCUACAUCCUUGCUCCAGAACUGGUGGGAAUAGAACAGUGUGGACAAUCUGAACCUAUUACAACAAGGAUUAAAAACAUUCUCAAAGAGUAUGAUGAAGAAAGUGACGUCUUCAAAGAGCUCAUUCAAAAUGCUGAGGAUGCUGGAGCAGAAGAUUGUAAGUUCUUGGUGGAUUUCCGAGUGCACAAAGAUGAUCCUAACAGCCUCAUUGACCCUGACAUGGCUCUUUGUCAGGGUCCUUGUCUUUGGGCAUUCAAUGAUGAGCAGUUCUCAGCAGAAGACUGGGAAAACGUUGUAAGGGUUGGCUCUGCCUCAAAGGAAGACAAGGUGGAAAAAAUUGGAAAGUUUGGACUUGGAUUCAACACUGUGUAUCAUGUGACUGAUAUUCCUUCCAUUCUCAGUGGCAAUCAUCUUCUCAUACUUGACCCCAAUGUGACUCACCUCAAGAAACACAUCAAACAUAAGACAAACCCAGGAAUCAAACUUGAUCUUUCUCAGCAACGACUUUUCCGCUGGUUUCCCGGCCAGUUUGGGCCAUAUGAAGGACUCUUUGGCUGUGACUUCACCAAACAAAGUCUCUCUGAGCCCUAUCCAGGCACUCUGAUCAAGCUACCCUUCAGAUCUGACGAGGAGGCUCUCAAGUCAGAGAUAAGCUCAAGGGUGUACUACAGAGACAACAUUGUCACUUUUCAACAGGAGUUCACCAGGAAUUCAAAAACUCAUUUGCUUUUUCUGAAGAACGUCAAUACAUUGUCUCUACAAAGCAUUGCUCACGAUGUACCAACUCCACCAAGAAAUGAUGACAUAAAAACAGUGCUCAAUCUCUCCAAAACCACUUUGAUAACAACAACUGUUCCUGAUAAGACCAGUGAGUCCAAGCAGCUCCAAUCUGAAAAAUCGUUGAAGACACUCAAUGGAAAAUGCAGAGAGGUUAUUGACUGCUGCAAAGUUAGCAUUGUCCAAAUAACAAGUGAGCAAUCUGGUGUCAUCCAAGCCCAGUCAUGGCUUCUGUAUAACUGUUUUGGAACACAUCAGUCUUUGCAAAUGGCCUUGCAGGGAAACAAACAGGCAAAGUUCUCUCUACCCAUUGGAGGAGUUGCAGUGCCUUUGCAAAAUGAUCCAGAAACAGGAAAACUAGCUCCACAACAAACAGAUCUAGUUGGACAAGCAUUUUGCUUCCUUCCUCUGUCCAUUCAAACAGGUCUUCCAGUCAAUGUAAACGGCACAUUUGCUGUGACAAGCAACAGAAAAGGUCUGUGGGAGAGUGGAGUAAAACAUGACUGGAACAAAGCCCUCCUCCAGGAUCCUGCAGUGACAGCGUAUGUUACUGCACUCCAGGUACUAAAGAAGAUGUCUGAAAACCAACAACUGGAAAAGUACCAAUAUUACACCUUUUGGCCUGAUAGGGAGAGAGUAAAUGAAACAUUCAAGCCUUUGGUGGAUGCAUUUUACAGUACCAUUGCUCAGCCCUCCACUGGUCCAGAACUCUUUAGUGAUGGAGAGUGCUGGUGCUCAAUGAACAAUGCUAUAUUUCUACAUGAGAGCAUUGAAGAGGACAAAGACAUCUGCAAACUUGCCGUGCAGGUGUGCAGGAAAAAUGCAAAAGCAACUGACCACGUUAUUUCUCUUCCAUUGUGGUUAAGAAAUAGCUUCAGACAGGCUGGCCUGGAAAGGAUCCUGCAGAACAGAACAUGGACGUGGGAGAAGUUUUACCAAGAAGCGGUGUUUAACAACCUUGAUACCAUGGAUCCAAAAAGUAGAGAUGCUCUUGUGCUGCAUGCCAUUGACCUAAACAUCAAAGAAAUUGACAAUCUCCUGGUGCAUUAUCCAUGCAUCCCCACAAAAGGCAACCAACUACAGUAUAUCACAAAACUUGUGAAUCCAUCUGGGAAAGCAGCCUGCCUUUUUGAACCAGAGGAGGGACGCUUGCUUGGUGGUACCAGUAAGGACUUUUGUUCUCCUAAAAGGAUUCAACGCUUGUUGGAACUUGGAAUGGCGAAUGAUAGUCUACCUUUGAAAGACAUUGCAGAGAAGGCAAGUGACAUCACCAAGACCUGGAGCACUGACAGAAAGAAAGCAUAUGGACAUUUAAAGUGCCUCCUUGAGCUCAUGAAGAAUCACAUGUAUGAUGAAGAUGCCACCCACUGGGAAACACUAAGGAUGACUGAGUUUCUUCCAGCAUUUUCUCCUGCUGAUACAAUGAAGAAAAGAAAAGAAGGAAAGACUAUCACACUCAGGAAGCCCACUGAUAUUUUCAGUGACAACUGCCUCCUUCUUGUUAACUUGAAACAACCCGUGCUGGAUCAUGCCAAUCUUAAGAUACACCACACUGAUCCUGUUCUGCAAAUGUUGGGAGUUCAUGACAGUCCAAGCAUAGAGGAAGUGUUUCAGCAGCUGCAAGAGGCAUUUAAGCAAUCCAAAUCCACCAAUGGAUCAAUGCUUCAGGAAAUAGCAGAUGAAUGCUACAAGUUUCUUGAUCAGAAGCUCAGUGGUUCUGGGGAUUCCAGCUUCAUUUCACAGAGAGCAAACUCAUUUCCCUUCAUUCUUGUGGGCAGCACAUUUGUGAAUGUGAACCGAGUGGCAGAAAAUGAGCAGUUUGAAGCAAAACCCUAUCUUUAUGUACUUCCGCCUGCCUAUAGUUUCUAUAGGAGGCUCUGGGAAAAUGUGGGUGUCGCAAAAAACUUUACACUCAGUCAGUUUGAAACUGUGCUUCAGGAAUUGCACUCUCAACAUGGCACCAAACCCCUUCCAAAGAGUGAUCUAUCGAUUUGCCUCACAAUUUUGAACAACGGGAUCUAUGAGGCCCAAGAGAAAACAAAAAAGGACUUUCUGAUACCAAAUGAACAUGGUGUAUUACAGCGUGCCAGUGAGUUGUUUUACAAUGACAGCCCAUGGUUGCCAGAAGUGGCUGCAGGUGUCACAUUAUGUCACAAGAACAUCUCACGUCCAAUGGCACGCCACUUUGGAAUCAAAACAACUAGGCAUCACACCCUGAAGAACUGCACUGUUGAGGACAUCUCACCAUUUGCCUUUCAUUUUGAACAGCAUGAACAACUAACCGUUCGUAUUAAGAACAUCAUUUCAGCCUAUCCAGCAAAAAAGGAUAUCCUUAAAGAGCUUAUCCAAAAUGCUGAUGAUGCAGAGGCAACAGAAAUCCAUUUUGUUUGGGAUAAACGGCAUCAUAGCAAAGAUAAGACAUUUGGGAAGAGAUGGAAUAAUCUGCAAGGCCCGGCACUGUGUGUGUUCAACAACAAGGUGUUUUCUGAUGCUGACCUGAAAGGCAUUCAACAGUUGGGAGAGGGAGGAAAGCACGACUCUCUAGGAAAGACAGGGAAAUAUGGGGUUGGAUUUAACUCUGUGUACCAUCUUACUGACUGCCCCUCAAUCCUCACUGCAGACGAAAAACUCUGCGUUUCUGAUCCAAAUCAAAAAUUCAUCGAAAGUUACUCAGACAAACCACCAGCUGGCACUGGCUACAGAUUAAAUGACACCUUUAAGAGUAUGUACAUGGACGUCUACAAAUCAUUUCUACCAGAAAAGUUUCCUCUUAAGGAAGGAACCAUGUUCAGGUUACCUCUAAGGAUGGGUGUGAUGGCAAACAACUCUAACAUUUCCAAGCAGGGAGUCACUGACCAGGACAUGAAAGAACUAUGCUCCGUCCUCUCUGAAGAUCCUGAAGGACUCAUUCUGUUUCUGAAAAACAUCUGCAAAAUACAAGUCCAUAAAAUCGAUGAACAUUCAGAGAAACUGACAACCAUUUUCACAGUUGAAAAAAGUCUGCCACAGAGUAGCAAAGAGGAGAAAGAUGCCUUUGUAAAACUCAGACUAAAUGCACUGCAGUCAAACAAACCAUCAUCACCACACACAGCUGUUUAUGGAACUGUGAUCUCAACCUCAGACAAACGACAAAGUAAGUGGAUCAUUGCUGAGCAGUUUGGUUCCCUCAAAAACUGUGGGGGGAAAGCAGAAACAGAGAAGCUUCCUGAAGCAGCAGUAGCAGCUCGCGUGAGCUGUAAGCUUGGCCAGAGGUCAUUUAUUCCACCAUCCAGCCGUGAAGACUUUGUUGGAGAAGCCUUUUGUUCACUUCCUUUGCCAGGGAAAACUAGACUGCCAGUGCAUGUCAAUGCAAACUUUGAGGUAGAUUCUGCCAGAAGAAGCCUAUGGAAAGAAGAUGGUCAAAGUAAAAAAUCCAACUGGAAUGAGUCUUUAAAGCAAAAUGUCAUUGCACCACUGUAUGCAGAUCUUCUACAUUACAUGACCCGCAAGUUUGCUGGUAAGAAAGUUCCACAAACAGACUUGGAGACUUUCUUCAGCAGCUUGUUCCUGUGUUUUUGGCCGUCUGUGUCCAAGGAUGUUGCUCAGGAGUGGCAUGAAAUGGUCCAUGAAGUAUACAGAUCAAUCAAAGAAAAAGGCCUCCCAGUGAUUCCAGUGUUAAGGAGCUCAAUACGUACAACUGCAGAACGAAAAAUUCAGGAAUACUCUUUUGACUGGUGUGAUGUGAGAGCAACUGAACCAACCAAGGCACUGUAUAUGACACACUCAGUGUAUGAUAAGAUGCAUCCAAUUUUGGAAGGACUUGGGAUGGCAUUGGUUCCCUUUUCCAUGGCAAUGCAGAAAGUUUGGAAAGGUUUCAGAGCUGCUGGCAUUGAAGUGAAAGAUGUGAAUCCUUCAACUGUGCAGACUUUCCUAAGACAGAAACCGCUCAAUGACCCAGCCAUGACAGACAAGAACUUACCCCUGCCCAUAACUUCCACCCUGAUAAGGGAUGAAAAAAGCUGUUCAGAGCUUCUCAGUUUCUGCUUGAGCGAUAUCCACUUAAAUGUAUCCAAGAACAAUUCUGGUUUACUGAAUGGGCUCCCACUUCUCCUUACAAAAGACAAAGUUUUGAGAGUGUUUAACUCUGAGUCCCCAAAACUGAUAUCAAGAUAUGACCGCCUGUUCUCUGGAAAUGAGGACAAAUUUGCAGAUUAUCAUACCAACGGAGGCCAUGUUCAGGUUCUGCAAAAUUUGAAGCUUGUUGAAAGUUUGACUGUUUCCCGUGCAGCAGAAUUUCUGAAGCCUGUAAUUAAGCAGAAACUCCAGACAUGCAAAAUUGAACCAACCACGGGCCUCCAUAUCCCAAAUGAGAAAAUGUUGAAGUGGUUGAAACCUCUUUGGAUGUUCUUAACAAGCAACAUCCAAGCUGCAACAUCAAACAGUGAUAACCAGUCGAAAUCAAGUGUGACAAUGAGUGAUGUGAAGACGCACUUCAACGACUGCUGUAUUCUUCCUGUGGUGUGUCCAAGGUUAGACAACAAGCACUUACUGCAAACAAUGAAAGACAUGCCAAGUGUGAUUCAGUUUGCCUUGGACAGAGACAUCUCAGGCAUUCUCUUUAAACUGGGGUUUCUGAAGCUUGACAGUGUAUUCUUGUCUGAUACACUUCAAAUACAGGGACGCACUCUUCUAAACCCUGAACUCUUGGAUGUGAAUGACAAAAGCUCUGUGUUAGACCAGGUCUACAAAGUGAAACACAAUGAGUUUUCCCAGCUUUCCUCUGAUGACAUGAAAGAGCUUCAGAAUUUCCUGCUGUCUGGAGUUUCCAAGUCAAAAGACAAACAAGACUAUCAGAGAAAACUGAAAUCUCUACCAAUAUUUGAAACAAUAGAUGGUAGCAGAGUGAGGAUCGAUGGACACAAAGAGGUGUUCAUCCUCAACAGCAUACAUUCAAGAUUAUUUCCUGACUUGUUUCUUUUGCACAACAGCAACAGCAUUUGUCUUCAAAACAGUCCAGAGAAUCUGAUGCUAACACACACACUGAACAUCCAAACCAUGAAUGACUUGGAGUAUUUCAUGAAGUUCAUCCUGCCUGUUGUACACACAUUCACAGAGAGGCUGAUGAUUCAAUGCCUCAAGCUGCUGUUGUCACCUCCGCUCAAUUUCAGCUAUUUUCAGGAUAGGGACCAAGUCAUCUUCUCAUUGAAAUCAGUGAAGCUGAUUCGCAACUCUCAAGGCAAUUUGGAGAAAGCAUCAUACUACUUUGAUGAUAGUGUUGAGCUGUACAAGAAGAUGUUGCCCCAAGAAAGAUUCAUUCCUGAAAAUUUUUGGACUGAGCUGUGUGAUGGAAAUUACACAAUAAGAGAGCAAACAAAACAGCUACUCAGAGAACUUGGGAUGAAGCAUGUUGUGACGGGCGAUGACAUUGUAAAGUUUGCUAACCAGAUUGAAUCAGAGGCAAAGGGAAGUGGUCCAUUGGAUGAGUUAAAAAAGAAAUCAUCAUUACUCUUCAGAGAAGCCUGUUCCAUUGUGAGUAAAGACAAAAACAAAGAGGGAAAUUUGCUGGAGAGCAUAGCUGACACCAAGUUCAUAUUUCCAGUGAAAAUCAGAAAGGAUCUGUGCAGCUAUCAUGGACCAUUUGCUGCUGAGGGAACUGCUGUGAAAAUCAGAGGAUCAUUGUUGGAAAGUGAUCCCAAGCAUCAGGACCUGAUUUGGUCAUCGAUGCCUAUCAUACAUCUGCCAUUCAGGAUGCAAAAUCUCCUCAAACAGAUAAAAAAUGCAGGAGCUCAUGAAGAACCACCCUCACAAUGUGUUACCAGUAACAUGAGCAAUAUAUGUCAGUCACCCUGUAAAAAUGCGGCCCUGAUUGAAACUCGUGCCAGUGUGUUUCGAAGUUCAUAUGCAUACCUACAAGGAACCCAGUUCAAAGGCAAAGAACUGGCUGGUUUUCCUGUUGUGUUGGUUGAAAAUGACACAAAACUUGUAAGAGCUGAUGAUGCAGCCUUUUCAUUCUCCGAUCACCUUGAGUUCAGGCCAUAUUUGUUCAAAAUUUCUCCACAGGAUGUUAAGUUUGAAGUGUUCUUCAAGUCAGUUGGUGUAAAUGAGCAACCCACUGCACAGCAGUACAGCAAUGUCCUGGCAGCUGUUCAUGCAGACUCCCAUGAUAAACCUGAUCUACAGCCAAACCAACGGAAAACUGUGAAACGUGCUGUUCAGCAGCUUUUUCAGUUAGUUAAGUCUCAAAAGCAACCCCUUCUUAAUGAUGUAAAGAUGUUGUACCUCCCUGCAGUUGAUGGCAAACUGUAUCCAUUGUGUGACCUCUACUACAAUGACACUGUGUUUGAGACCAAAAGGUUAGAAGCAGCACUGGUGGACAAGUUCCUCUUGCUUGAGAACCUCAGUGAAUGCUAUUUGGGUCGUGACAUCUACGCUCAUUAUAGGUUGCUGCAGUUGCUGCCUCCAAAAUUUCAGCCAAAAAUGCUGUCCAAAUAUACAGAGGAGAAAAUAGUAGAAUCAACCUUGCAGCCUUGUAAGUUUGGAACUGAGUGUGGAUUCAGGGAAUGGUUUGAGAAACAUCUCUCUUCUAAGAUGUUAACACAUGGACUGAUUUGUCUCAUCCGAGAGCACUCCAAGGGAGACAUAACAGAAGAAGAUGCUGACGACAUGUGCAAAAAGGCUUUUGGCUGUAUUCAAAUCCUCUGCUGCAAAAGACUGGAAACACAGCUCUGGGUGGAUCAACAGCCUCUACCACAAACUGCAGCUGAAACAGACGUUUUAGUUAAACAAGAGCAACAGGGGUGUCUCUUUUACUUAAAACACAACAAUGAUGUGCAACUCAAGGUGCUAAAUGACAUCAUCACAACAUUGUCACAGGAGAUGAAUGCAAUUUUAGGGAACAAAAUUUCAUUGAAUCAUCUCCCAGUCCUUGGACAACUUCUUCUGUGUGACACUAUGCGAGACGUCCAGAAAACUCUGGCCAAGAAUGGGAUUCAUGACAGUGCCAAAACUAAAAGUGCCCUCCUUGACCCCCCACGUCCUGGGACAUUUAUUCCUGAUAAAUGGCAUGACUCCUUGGACCAGAACAUCCUCAAUAACUUUGAAGAGGGGGAAUAUGUUGGCUAUAGCACAGGGGACCGGUAUAUUUAUGCUGUCAUUGUGGAAGAACUGCCUGGUCACUCUGGGCAAUAUUCACGACGAUACAGAAUAGAUAUUGGAGAAGAUGUGCCAGUUGAAGUCAGCUGUCUUGACCUAUUCCAGUUCAAACGUCCAACAAAGCCAGAAUCUAAAGGGACCACAAGCACACCUGCAGGAGCUUCUUGCAUGGAGUUGGAGCCUCUAGCUGGAGCAGUGCCACAUUCUAAUCAGUCAGCUUCAAAGCCUUCAUCUUCUUCAUCCUUACCAACCUCUCUUGAUGAAGCCAAAGAAGAUAUUGACAGAUGUUUGGAAGAGAUCUGGACUCUUCCUGAGGAGGAAAAGCAGAAAGCCAUCAAACGUCUGUACCUGAGAUGGCACCCUGACAAAAACCCAGACUGCCAGUUGCUCGCUACUGAGGCAUUCAAAUACCUGAUGAAUAGACUUACCGAGCCCACCAAAGGCAAAGGUACUCAGAAAACUGGAGGAUCAUCCUAUCCAAGGAGCAGCUCAAAUUUCAGAUACUCAGAUUUCAGCGGUUUCUAUCAGCAGUGGAAUCAAGAGGCCAGACGUCACAGGGAUGGCCGGGAGAAUUUCUCCAGACGUAACCGCUCCUACAACUUUUGGACCCAUAAUGAAAAUGUCCCAAGGCCAAACAAAGAGGAGGCCAAGCGUUGGUGUAAACAGGCCCGCUGUGAUCUUGAUGCAGCUCAGAAAGACGUUGGUGGUGGGAGCACUGAGUGGUGUCUAUUUAAAGUCCAUCAGGCAGUGGAAAAGUCUCUUACAGCUGCAGAGUAUAAAAGGCAUGGUGAACAUCCUUCUUGCACCUCCAUUUCAGCCAUGGCAGAGCAAGUUUCUCUGUACAAUGCCCAGCUGAAAGAUUUGCCUCAAAUUGUUGAUAGACUGAUUAUGCUUGGAGUGGAUGCUAAAAAGACUCAGUAUCCCAACUGCCACCGAUUUCCUCAUAUUCCAAACGGCCAGUUCAAAUCAGAAAAUGAAAUCCUGGCAAUCAACGAGGCAUCUAAGCUUCUCACUAAAGUGGAGGGGUAUGUGAAUUAGAGAUGCAAGACAGUCAGGCGUGUUGUGUUCUUUGUAAGGUUUUUUUUUUUUGUUGUUUUUUUUUUUUAAUUAAUAUUCAGUACUUAUCUGGCACUAGUCUCUGAAAGGGCGACUCACAUCACCUUUAUAUAAUACAAGACAAGAAUGUAAGUGUAAAAUGGUUUUUUGUAAAGUUGAUUUCAUAUGUUAAAAAUGUGCUGACUAAUGACCAACAUGAUGAGUACUGAACAUCUAUAUGUAAAUUCUCUAUGUAACCUUUCUUAUGCACAAUGUGACUAUUUCUAAGAAGCUACACACUGAUGUUGACUUCCUGGUAAUUGAAAUGUAUCCUUAAUAAUAACUUCAUUUUACAUGUUUUUUUUUCUUUCUUUUUCUUAGUUUGUAAGACUCAAGUGAUGAUAACUACAUUGUUAUUGGAAGUACUCAAUUUAAAACCCUUUAAUGUGCUUGAUGGCAUCACAUGUAAGUUCUUACUGCUGUUUAAGAUGAUAAUUGACUUUGAUAUGAAAAACCAAGCUCAGAGGUUUCUGUGUUUUACAUGAUUGCUGUCACUAAUGACCAUUACAUUCAGGAUGUGUGAUGUUGAAUGCGUUAUGUUCUUUUCUCUCAGAUAUACGGUAUAACUGUUGAUUAGUUAAAAGUUGUUGUUGUUAAAAGUUGAUUUUUUUUCCUCAGGAUCACUACAUUGUUGAAGGUAAAUAUACUCACAGUUCCUUUUUCUACUGCAAAUGAAUGUUUUUUUUUUGUUGUUGUUGUUUUUUUUAUUCAGCUUCAUGACUAAAUUCAGAGUCAUUCCUAUUUGGUUGGAUACUGUUUACUUAAAGUAAGGAUCCAAUUUAUGUUUGUUUUUGUUUUUUUUUAAUUGUGUUGACUGUUUUCUUGUCCAGAUUUAGGGGUAUGCUUGUGGUCUAAAAAACUGUGAUGGAGAUUCCCAAGACUGGCAAACAUUAACCAGUCCUUGUAUUUGGUUUACUUAGAUCCAGCAGAACUGGACAUCUAUGAGCACUUUUCCACCGACCACGUAUUUUUCUGUUUCUAAACAAGUUCUUAUACUGUUUAAGUGGUUAUACAUGUUUUCUUUUGCUAAAUAUAUUGCAAAGAUUGCAAUUAAGGUUACUAUCACAUGCAUCUACCAUGCCAUGUACAUGAUACAUUAAUAAAGUCAGUGAAC
This is a messenger RNA of Xyrichtys novacula (pearly razorfish), 19105 nucleotides long. NCBI's taxonomy places the organism in Eukaryota, Metazoa, Chordata, Actinopteri, Labriformes, Labridae. The record is from the annotation of a GenBank genome assembly.